CCCUAUCUGCCAAUCUCGUCGCUACCAACUUGGCUCUCGACGGUCAAGCGACCCCCAUCGACGGCCAAGUAGCCUCCCUAACCUCGCGAAACAACUUUAUCAAUUUCUGCGCGGGCAAGACCAUCACCAACGGCCAACAAGUCACGGGUGGAUCCUGCAACCCCAUCCCCAUGGGCGACAUCAUCCCCCAAGCCAACAUGCCCAGCUGCAAAUUCCAGUUCCCCGAAAACUUUGGAACAAUCGCCGCCAACCAACCCUUCACCGUCCGUAUGCGUCUCAACAACCUCCAAGCCGGUACAUUCACCAACGCUCAAAAGACGUACUAUAUGGCUCCCCAAUUCUUGAACGGCAACACGCUCAUCGGACACACCCACGUUGUCAUUCAACAGAUGGGUGCCUUUGACGACCCCGCCAUCUUGGAUCCCAAGACGUUUGCCUUCUUCAAGGGUGUCAAUACCGGUCAGGUUAAUGGUGUUGUUACUGCGGAUGUCACUGCUGGUCUUCCGGCUGGUAACUAUCGCAUGGCAUCGAUCAACACGUCCGCCAACCACACGCCCGCCAUCGCCGCGGUCGCUCAACACG
Molecule: messenger RNA, 582 nt
Organism: Acaulospora colombiana
Lineage: Eukaryota; Fungi; Glomeromycota; Glomeromycetes; Diversisporales; Acaulosporaceae
Source: the annotation of a GenBank genome assembly